CAUCUCUCUCUCCUGCCUAGGUGUUCAAGUGCAUAUCAUGAAACUUGUUGGAACUAGUUUGUAUUUGUGAUACUGAAAGCAUUUUUCUUACAAAACAAAUCGUGGCAGUUCAAGGGAGGUAAAAAAAUGUCUUCUCUCUCCAGUACAGCAGGAGGCGCUCUGCAGCUCUUUAGUCCGCCAAUAAACCCACUAAAGAAAGAUAGAAAGAGCUCGCGUGUGAUGUGUUUGUGUAUCUUCAGUGUUUUUCUCUCUUGAGUGUUUUAAACAGAGUCUUGUCUCUGUGUAUUUUAGUGUUGAUGAUGAUGGAUGUGAUGUGCUGUAAAUCAGUAGGAACUGAUCUGUCCAUGCUGGAUAUUGAUGAUUUCAUGACAGAAAUCUCUCAGCUGAAGAAAGAGGUGGCGUUACUGGAGACAAAGCUGAGGUUAAGAGGAGAUGAAGGACUGAAGAGAGAGGACUCCGAGCUCAGUCUGACUUUACUCUGUUAUACUGAGUCAAAGCACACAGACGCUCAGGACACUACAGUGUGUGACAGUAAUCAGGACUUACAGGAUGAUGAAUCUACUGAUCAAACCUCCACAGAGUCUCUGGAUUCUGUCUGUAACGCUGGAGAACAGCAGCAGAUCCUGCACACCAAACUCAACAUGUGUUCAGUUAAACUGGAGGACUGUGGGAACCAAACUGAGAUUAAAAUAGAAGAGGAAAAUCUCACGGAUGAUGAUGAAGACAAUGAUGAUGAGGAGGAGAAUUAUGACAACGAUGAUAAAGAUUAUAUUCCUUCAGACGAGAAGAGUGAUUCAUGCUGUGAUGGGGAAAUAACAUCUUCAACAUCAGAAGAGCGACGGACAGCACAAACUCUUUCCAGCAUCACUGGCGGAGAGACAUUGAGCUCACAGAGAAAACACACAGAACAAAAACUCUUCACCUGCAGGAAAUGUGAGAUCAGCUUUACAACCUUACAAGAACAGAAAUGUCAUUAUUCAAAAGUCCACAGAGUGAGGAAGAAGAAGCAGUAUCAUUGUGAGCAGUGUGAUGAAGUUUAUUCCUCCCUUUCUAAACUGAAAGUUCACAUGAGGACACACAGUGAGGAAACACCGACAUUCAGCUUAGAGAAACAUGAACACACAGAACAAAAACUUUUCAGCUGCAGGAGAUGUGAUAUCAACUUUACUACCUUACAAGAACAUACACGUCAUUAUUCGAAAGUGCACAGAGGAAAGCACUGUGAGCAGUGUGGUAAAGGUUAUCUCUCAAUUACUAGUCUGAAAGUUCACAUGAUGACACACAGUGGUGAAAGACCGUUCCAGUGCAGUAAAUGUGACAUGCGUUUCAGAACCAGGGAUACUCUUAUUGGUCAUGAGAGAAUUCACACAGGAGAAAAACCGUACAAGUGUCCUCACUGUGAGAUGAGUUUCAGCCAAAAAGCCUAUCUGAAGAAACACGUGUUUUUACACACCAAUGAGAGACCGUAUCAGUGCAAUCAAUGUGACAAAGCCUUUAGGGAUUCAGGUUGUCUAAAGAUACACCAAAAAAUUCACUCGGAGAAACUCCAUCAAUGUUCACACUGUGAUAAACGUUUCCGUCAUAGAUCUUAUCUGAUACGUCACGAGAGGAUUCACACUGGAGAGAAACCUUACCUCUGCUCUUACUGUGGUAAAAGAUUUUCUUGUUCAGGUGCUUUUAAAGUUCAUCAGAGAGUUCACACUGGAGAGAAACCUUAUCCGUGCAGUGUUUGUGGGAAGAGUUUUACUAAACAUUGCGGUUUGGUGUCACACCGGAGAACUCAUACAGGAGAAAGACCUUACAAAUGCUCUCUGUGUGAGAAGACGUUUACUCAAGCGGUUCUCCUGAGAAUCCAUCUGAGAGUUCACACUGGAGAGAAACCUUACCGAUGCUCCAUCUGUGGAGAGAGAUUCGCUAAUGUCGGACCUUUUAAGACUCAUCAGAAGAAACAUGUUCAAAACGACCUAACCAAUAAAAAAGACUCCAAAUGUCUGAACAGUAGAAUAAAUUAAAUAUGUAUUGACUAAAUAAUUGUUCCCUUA
Molecule: messenger RNA, 2042 nt
Organism: Misgurnus anguillicaudatus (oriental weatherfish)
Lineage: Eukaryota; Metazoa; Chordata; Actinopteri; Cypriniformes; Cobitidae
Biological process (GO): regulation of transcription by RNA polymerase II
Cellular component (GO): nucleus
Molecular function (GO): DNA-binding transcription activator activity, RNA polymerase II-specific; RNA polymerase II cis-regulatory region sequence-specific DNA binding
Source: RefSeq, a predicted model, not a curated record